Messenger RNA from Durio zibethinus, 1645 nucleotides. RefSeq names its product FAD-dependent oxidoreductase family protein. Lineage: Eukaryota; Viridiplantae; Streptophyta; Magnoliopsida; Malvales; Malvaceae. The record is from RefSeq and is a predicted model, not a curated record. Gene Ontology annotation, molecular function: (S)-2-hydroxyglutarate dehydrogenase activity.
AAAAGUUUAGGAAAGGUUAAUUAGAAAUUUACAAAACAGUAUAUAAGAAAAAUAAUUUUAAUUGGGAUCCAUCCCAUGGCCGUCACUGGUAUCAACGAUCAAGUAUUGACGGCUGCGGAAGAAUAAAGUAGAAAUAUGCUAAGGCAGAGUAUUGAAAGGGUGAUAAAGAGGAAUGCCCCAAAAGAGAAGGCAGAGUGUGUUGUGAUUGGAGCCGGAAUCGUGGGAUUGGCAGUGGCCAGAGAGCUGUCGUUGAAGGGGAAAGAGGUGUUGGUCCUGGACUCUGCCCCCACCUUCGGAACAGCCACCAGUUCCCGCAACAGCCAGGUCAUACAUGCUGGCAUCUACUAUCCUCCCAAUUCUCUCAAGGCUCGUUUUUGUGUGAGAGGAAGAAACUUACUCUAUCAAUACUGCUCUCAGCGUGGGAUACCUCAUAAGCAGAUUGGCAAGCUGAUAGUUGCAACUGGACCUUCGGAGAUUCCAAAGUUAAAUCAGCUGUUCAAUCGUGGGAUACUAAAUGGGGUUGAAGGUCUUCGGAUGUUGGACGCUUCUGAGGCCAUCAAAAUGGAGCCUGAAUUGCACUGUGUCAAAGCCUUGCUGUCCCCUGCCUCUGGCAUUCUGGAUUCCCAUUCUCUAAUGCUGUCUUUAGUGGGGGAGGCUGAAACUAAGGGCACCACCUUCUCUUACAAUACCACUGUCAUUGGAGGUCAUCUUGAAGGAAAUCAAAUGGCCCUCCACGUUUCUGAAACCAAAACUCUUGCAAACUGGGAUGGAAAUACUCCAUUGCAACCGGACCUCAUACUUAUUCCUAAAUUUGUAGUGAAUUCUUCAGGCUUGAGUGCUCCUGCUCUGGCUAAGAGAUUCCGUGGUCUAAACACUGCUACUAUUCCUCCUGCAUAUUAUGCUCGUGGUUCCUACUUUACCCUUUCAAAUUCAAAUUCCACUAGGCAUCCUUCCUUCAAACAUUUGAUAUAUCCUAUACCAGAGGAAGGUGGCCUUGGAGUGCAUGUCACUCUGGAUUUAGAUGGCCAGCUCAAGUUUGGCCCAGAUGUUGAGUGGAUUCAUCAUGUACCUGAUACAACCAGCUUCCUUAAUAGGUUUAAAUAUUCUGUAAGUGCUGAGCGUGUUUUAAGAUUUUAUCCGGAGAUUCGAAAGUACUACCCAAAUCUCAAAGAUGGAUCUCUACUACCCGGUUAUGCAGGGAUUCGACCAAAACUUUCUGGACCUGGACAGCCUGCCUCUGAUUUUGUAAUACAGGGAGAAGGCAUUCAUGGAGUGAGUGGUCUUGUAAAUCUUUUUGGAAUUGAGUCACCCGGACUGACUUCAAGCAUGGCGAUUGCAGAAUAUAUAGCUGUUAUGCUAUUAGGAGGAUGAUGAAGAUUUACUCGAGUCAAAGCAAGCAACUUAAUGGUGCCCACCCAAUGCUAGGGGUAAAAUUUUUAUUUUCUUUUUCCUCCUAAACGUUUGUAUCUUAUCUUAUCAAACUUGAUGUUGAAACAUAACAAAAAUAAACAAAUUAAAAGGAAAAAAAAACAAACUUUAUAUAUAUAUAUAUGUAUAUUCUCCACUUAAAAGGAGUCUGAUUUGAAUCUUAUUUCAAUUGAAAUAAAUAAAGAGGGUUAGGAACCAAAUUUACUACUUCAGUUUG